Messenger RNA from Columba livia (rock pigeon), 6853 nucleotides. It is a transcript of the gene MYRIP, whose product is annotated as myosin VIIA and Rab interacting protein. Bases 1284 to 4067 code for a protein of 927 amino acids. Gene Ontology annotation, biological process: intracellular protein transport. The record is from RefSeq and is a predicted model, not a curated record. NCBI's taxonomy places the organism in Eukaryota, Metazoa, Chordata, Aves, Columbiformes, Columbidae. Gene Ontology annotation, cellular component: cortical actin cytoskeleton. Gene Ontology annotation, molecular function: myosin binding; actin binding; small GTPase binding. The transcript has 22 exons.
UGGAAGAGGGGCUGGAAGGAAAUGAGCUCAUUAUUUCCCAGCAGGGUAAGAUGAAGAGGAAUUCAUCACAGCUGAGCUCUGCGAGUCAGUCAGUCUGUGCAGAAGGGCUGAGACUGCAAUCUGAGGAAACACACUACUCUUCUGGGUAGGAGUCUGCCACAAACUGUCCUUUAGGCCCAUGAAUUAUCUCUCUCAGCUAUAACCAGCACUUGGUACCUGAGACAAAGACGAAUCUGGGUGCAAAGAAACAAUGUUAAUUCAAGCAUCAAAGAUCUCCAAUAAUACCAGAGGCACUGAGCCAUCCCACCACUGACCAACUGCUGCACAAGCUUUUGUUCACUGGGGUUCAAAAACCAAUGAAAAUAUUGACGUCUUCAUGUAGUAUGAAAGCCUGCGGGACUGAAUGAACCAUAUCUGUGUGCAGGAAAACGAGAUUCCUUAGCCCUGAAGGGUCACGUUUGAUCAAGGUCCUGUAACACUUUUUUUAUUAUAUUAUUUUUGCAGUAUGAUUCAAGGCAAGCUGGAAAGAUCAUUUUAUGAACUAUUAGUUGGGUCAUUCUUUUGCCUUUAAAAUAUUAAUACCUUCACCCUAUACUAAUAAAAACUUUCCCUCAAGGACAUAAAUAACUAGAUGCUAAAUGGUGGUAACUUAAUUUUGAAAAUGUUCAAAUUGGCCAUAGAGUUUCCAGAGCUGAAUUGCAUUAACGUGUUUUCCCACAGGUUAAUUCUGUAGCAGGGCUCAGAAAUGGCAGGAUUAGCAGCACUCCUGUGCAGCAAGGAUGUGGCUAAACUGACUUCUUAGACAACUUCCACAGGACAAAAUCAGCGUGUCUGACAUCUAGAGCUAUAUUCUGCUCACAUAACGAUAAUAUUGCACCAAUAAGGGCAAUAGCAUUUCCUGCACCAUUUUGUUCAAUUGUAUUGAAUAUUCACAUAUUGAAUAUUGCACAUUUCACCUUCGGUUUCUGUGUUUCCUCAGCAUCACUUGUGAGAUGGCACCUGGUGAGGUGACAGGUGGAAGCUGUGACAUGCGUGACCAUGGACCUGUCAUGAUGGUUUCCUUCUGUCCCCUCCUGUGUCAGCAGUGCCCUGGGACCACACUGUCAUCCUUCCACUCCAGGGACCUUCCUGCCAGCCAGGAUGAAGCAGAGAGGUGACAGCUGUCAGUCUUGUGGUCAUUGCUUGGCUCCUGCACCAGGCACAGGGGAGCUGGUAUAGGACUCUGGCAAGGUGACAGACCCACAUAUUCCUCAUAGUUACCCACAUCCAGGACAGGGUAUAUAAUGGGGAGAAAACUGGAUCUUUCUGGUUUGACUGAUGAAGAAGCAGAGCAUGUGCUCCAGGUGGUUCAGCGAGAUUUCAGCCUUCGCAAGAAAGAAGAAGAAAGGCUGAGGUACAUCAGUGCAACUCUACAGAGGGGGGGUUCAGAAGAGAACUAUCUGCAGGCAGAACUCUGCUCACAGACUGUCAGUCCAACAGCUGAGCCCAGAAGUGAAAUGAAGCAGAAGCUGGAUGAAGAGGGUAACAAGUGCAGCAUCCUUUCCAAGCAGCAGAAGUUCAAUGAGCACUGCUGUAUUCGCUGCUGUUCUCCGUUCACGUUUCUUAUCAACAGCAAGCGACAGUGCCAAGUUUGCAAGUACAACAUCUGCAAGAGCUGCAGUUCUUACCAGAAGAAGGAGAAGGCUUGGAUUUGCAGUGUCUGCCAGCAAGCAAGGCUCCUAAGGACCCAGUCUCUGGACUGGUACUAUAAUAAUGUCAAAAGCCGCUUUAAGUGUUUUGGAAGUGCCAAAGUUCUGAAGAACUUAUACAAGAAGCAUAGACUGGAGAGUGGAGUUUGCCCUGAUGUAGUAGAAGGAGAUUUUUUUGAAGGAAGCUUUGAAAAUGAAGGAAGCAUUUGUGGCAGUGACUCUACAUUCUACCGACAGACAGAAGGACACAGCAUGAUGGAUACCCUUGCUGUGGCCUUACGUGUUGCAGAGGAAGCAGUGGAAGAAGCUAUUUCUAAGGCAGAGACCUACAGUGACAGCCUGGACAAGCAGAACGAGGCUUGUUACUUGCAGGAACACAAGGAGGACCUCAUAGAAGAGCUGGCCACAACCAUUGUGCAGAAGAUUAUAAAGAAGCAGAAAAGCAAAGCUGAGCAGGCAGAGGCUGACUUUGAAUGGCCACCAUCCAGGAGCAGUGGCCUGGCGUCGGUUGCUGUCUCAGAUCAGAGCAUGCUGACUUUCCCAGGGAGCCGCAGGGGGUCCUACACAUUGUGGAGGUCUCAGUCUGCAUUCUCCCUGGCUAGUGAAGAUAUGCCCAGCAAAGGACUAGACCCUGCGUCAUCUGUGACUGAGGCUCUUUGGAGGCAGCAAAAAGGACAAUUCAAGAAACAGAAGGAACACAAGCUCUCUGCAUUACCUAGCUGGAAAAGUGUGGACAGGCUAAAUGAAACAAAUCCGCCUUCUGUUUUCCAAAGCACUGAUGGAAACUGGGUAGCUCUGCAGAAUGUCACUUUGCCUCGUCCUCGGAUGCUUGCCAAACCAAAGAGUCAAGUAUUUGAAGCUUUGGAGAACGAAUCCAGCAUUGUGUCUGCCUAUGAUGAGAUGGGCUCAGACAGCGAGGAUGACUACGACUGGAAUGUGGCCUUGAACAAGCUGCGUCGGAGACCUCGGCAAUUACCAGAUGAUUUCUAUUACACCGGUUCCCAGUACGGUACUGAAUGGGUUUAUGGGAAUGACCAGUACCAGGCAGUGAACUCCCCUUCCUCUGGGUUAUACACCAACACUGAGACACUGUUUUCUGAUUCUGAAACAUCUUCAGUAAACUCUUCCCAGGAAGCUAAAGGACCUAGCAAACUUCUCUGGUUACAAAGCAGAACUGAAAGUGAUAAACCCAGAAUAGAAAAAAAACACUUCCAUGGAGAACUGGAUGUAAAUUUCAAUCCACAAGCAACCAGCUUGGAGUAUUCGGACAGCAGUGAGACUGAAGAAGUCCAUUAUGAUUUAGAAAAGAGAUCAAGAAGAUGGAGGAAGAACAAAGCCAUCUCUGAAGAGUUAUGUGAAGGAAAAAAUCACACAAAAGCCAACAAGAGGAAUUUAAGUCAGGAUUUCGAUGAUUUAUCAGAAACAGAUAUAAGCAGUGAGGAUCAGCGUCAUAACAUCAAGCCUGACCUUAUGGAAGAGGAGCUUAAGUCCAGGUUAUUUCAGCUCGCUGCUAAAAUGAGUGACAAGGAAACAUCUUCUGGUGAAGAACAAGAGUCAGAACCUAGAACGGACCCUGAAAACCAAAAGGAGAGUUUGUCCUCAGAGGAAAAUGGCAGAAGUAUUCAGGAAGAGUUGAAGAAGGAAAAACAAAAGGCUUUUGAUCUUCAUUUAAAGCUGCAGUUUUUAUCCACUGUAUUGCAGCAGAAGUACUCUGCUGUCUCUCUCUGCAACAUAUCUACAGAGGUCCUGAAAGUCAUCAACGCCACUGAAGAACUGAUAGCAGAAUCCACCAGUCCCUGCGACUUCCCAGCUGACGCUGAGGACAGGGGCAGAGGGACGUUCCCUCUGGGGACAGACCCUGUCAGGCUCGAUGAGCAGCUCACCACACUGGAAGAAAACGUGUACCUGACAGCCAGCACGGUGUACGGGCUGGAGGGGCAGCUGACCAACCUGGAGGAUGCUGCACGCAAGAUCAACAGUGUUACGGCAGAAUCUGAGCUGGCCGAUCUGGAGGAUCAGGUGGCCACAGCAGCCGCCCAGGUUCAUCAUGCAGAGCUUCAGAUUUCAGAUAUUGAGAGCAGAAUAUCAGCUCUCACUGUUGCAGGCUUGAACGUGGCUCCAUGUGUUCGCCUGACAAGGAAACGGGAUCAAAAGCAAACAAACCAGAUGCAUACAAUAGACACAUCAAGACAGCAGAGGAGAAAACUUCCAGCUCCACCAAUAAAAGGUGAAAAAAUAGAUGGUUCUCCAGUUACCACUGUCAAAACGUUUAACAGAAACUUCAUGCUUCAAGGAUCUCUAACACAAAGAACUAAAGAGAGGAAAAGCACUGCCAAGGAUUUAAUGGAACCUGCUAUAGGAUCUGCUGUGAUGUACUAAACUUACACUUCCCUACUGCCAAUAACACACUGCCUAAGGCUGUACACUAGAGUGCCUUUACUUAACAGCCAUUGUGUAUGUCCAGCUGAAAAUGGACCCUCAAGAACCCACAAUGCCUCACUUAUAGGGCUUCGUUUGGAUACCUCACUGAGAAAGCUGUCCAAGUCUUCAGCAUUGUGGUCUGCUAAAGGAAACUCUGCCUUAAAGUUCUCACAAGACUCUAGAAAGGAUGCUGAGUUUCAAAAGCAAGGCUCCACAUUUUAAGAUGCACUUUUUCUCCCCAUCGAUUGUACUAAAGUAUGUUGUCUUUAAACCGCAGUAUGUUUUUGUACACUCAGUCAAUUAUAGGCCAAUAUUUCACACAAAAAGAAAGAACAAAGCAGACUUGUGUAUUUGCUGGCUUCUUCCUAUUCAUGUGGCCAUCCGUCUUGUCGAGCAAUAAGAACAAGUCUGUGCAGUGUAUUCUGCUUUUCAGCUGCGUGGCGGGGAUGGAGAAUCAGUGUUCCUAACUCUGCUCCUAGGGAGUCAGUGGAAGUUUCGACAGGGUUUGUAGGAGGAGAUGCAAUGUGCAAAGACUUCUCUGUUCACUGAGGGUACGUUUGGCAGAGUUAAUGUUCUAGCUCGAGAGCUAGCUAUUUUGAUCUUGCUGGCAGGGGGGCACGUGGAUGUCAUGUUGAACCGUGAACUGGUGGCAGCACACAUGGACCAGAUGUCUUAUGAUUCUGGCAUCUGGAAACUUCUGAACGCUGUUGUGAAACCCACACUUUUGUGUGUCUUGUUCUUCUUGGUAGCAUUGUCCACUUGAUGGUGUCCAACCACACUGUAGGUCAGAAUAAAUUCUGACCAGAUCUUUAAGAUUGGAGAGGAAGGGAGGGAGGAAGAGAGGAAAGAAGGAAGGAAGGAACGGAUGGACAUUGUGGAUGAGAACUCUGCUGACUGGCUGGUGGUUGUAGGGUGGCUACAACCUGUAAGAGAUUCAAUUCUGCAAUUUCUUGGCCUUUCUGAGGAAGGGGCAAAUGUAGCCCAGACAUCUCUUCCUUUACUGGUCGGUAGCCAACAUAGUAGCCGGGGCCUGUCAGUGAUGCCAUGAGCACCCCCACUACCAUCAGACCGCUCUGAAUUGGAUUGUGAAUGGUAAAAUUUCUUCUUUCAUUUCUUGAGACCUUUGAAAGGUGAAACAAUCUAUAAGGCUCUCGAGCAGAUGCACAGGAGGGAAGAGGGAAGAUGGUGUUUACAGGGUGUCCCUCUCACCCUUUUUGGGGAGGAUGUAGCCAAUUUUUGGUACUUUUUGCUCUGAAGAAUACCAUGGAGGUAGUUAGAGGAGGUGAUAAGCCAGUGAAUCCCUUACCUUCCACACCAACUGCAGAGCAGGUACCCAAACGCAGACAGGGUUGAUGUGAGAUGUGCUGUUAAGGAGGAUGUGGGCUGGCAGGUUUCCCUCAGCGCUGAGGAGCAGUGGGCUCCCCAAGAGCAGUGGGUACCAGUGGAGGAGGGGACCUUCUCCCUUCCCCAACCUUCCAUGAGCAGAGCACCGCACGUUGCCCACUGUGCAGCAGGAAAGCAGAACCCUGGGACACCAGGCAAUGAAUGUUGGGCGAAUGGUUGGGUGAAUGUGAGCAAAACUGGGCAAAUUUCCUGGCUGAGCUGGGUUUAGCGGGGUGGGUAAGGAAUGGCUGGAUAGGACGGUUGGAAGAACAGUGCCAGUUGCAAAUCUGCCACCUGCAUUUGACAUCGAGCUUGUCAGUAUUCUGAUGUCCAGCUGCAUGUGAGGAACCCUCAGAAUAAAUACAACCAUCUUCCCAUCUAGAAUACAUAAGCGUCACUCCAGCCUUUUAGGAGUUUCCGUCUGCCCAAGAUCUGACCCCAUAUGUUCAUUCUGGGAUAAAUUAUGCCUUCUUUUACUCUCACACAAUACGAGUUCUCUGGAAUUGGUUUGCACAGAUGUGAGAGCAGAAAUUGGCCCACUCUGUUUAAUAUAUAAAUACAUAUAUAUAAAACAGAUUUUAUUUAUAUAUGCAAUCCAGUAAAGGAGAUUAAACAGAGUAGGAUGCCUAGUAAUUUUUUUGUUAUCCAGUCUCCUCCUCUUUCCUUGACUGUUCUCGUGUAAGUAUACAAUACAUUCCCAGGUUCUGGUUUAUGCAGGUAUGCGUGUUAUGAAAUGUCAUUAAUGGUGGUUGGUCUACAUAUUCGUCUAAUAAAUAACUAAUAUUGUGUAUGUAAUGUCAAUACAGAAAUGACUAAUUUUAAUAGAAUAACUCUUCGGCUUUUGUUCUGUUAGUGUGAUUUAAACAAGCCAACAAAGUUUGGAAUAGGUUGUUUUCCUUAAGAGGCAUGAAAAGCAACUAUUAUCGUGUUACAAUGUUAAAAUAUUCAGUCUUCUUUGACAGAAAAAUGUGUACUGUGUAGGCAUUGCAAAAAAAAAAAAAAGGAAAAAAACAGAAAAAAAAAAACCCACCUGCUAUAAGGCAUUUGAAUUUUUACAAAUGUUUAUUGUGCCAAAUAUGUGCAAAGAUAUAAUUUACUGUUUUAAAAAAAUCAUAAAAGCAUAUGUUAUAGCACACAAAGAAUUAUUUUGUCAUCAAGUGAUUUCAAUCUUUAGUGUAAUAUUUAUAUUUAGAUUAAUUUUUAUAAAUGAAAAUAUUUUAAUGGGUAAAAUGAAGAAUAUAUGAUCUAUUUGAUUAAGUCUGAGUGAAUAUUAAGCUUGCCUUGUCGUUGUUAUCUGCAUACUCACCAAGAAAUACUGUCAAGAGAAAUCAUGAAAGAGUAAAAGCGAUUUAUGAAAAGAA